Molecule: messenger RNA, 492 nt
Organism: Aspergillus mulundensis
Lineage: Eukaryota; Fungi; Ascomycota; Eurotiomycetes; Eurotiales; Aspergillaceae
Exons: 4
Coding region: 1-492 (163 amino acids)
Source: RefSeq, a predicted model, not a curated record
AUGAAGUUCACUGGAAUCAUUGCCUCUCUCGCCGUCGCCAGCACCGCCACUGCUGCUGCGCUUCCCGGCCUCAACACCGUCAAGAUUGACUCUACCGUCCAACACCUUGACGAAGUCCUCACCCACAUUGAUGGUGCCGUUGUCGGUUCCUCCACCCAGGAGGUUCUCGUCGACACCAAGAACGAACUUGUCGGCAUCCGCGGUCUCCUGACUGGCGUCGUUGGCGGUGUUGUCGGCGUUGUCGGUAACACCGGCAUUGUGCAGGGUGUCGUCCACCUUGCUGGCAAUGUCGUCUCCAGCGUCACUGAUGUCGUUCAGCCCGUUGUCAACGUCGAUGGCGUUGUCUCCAACGUUGGCGACCUCUCUAGCAGCCUUGUCAGCCGUAUCCAGAACGGUCAGGUCGACGCUGCUGGCCUUGAGAACGUCCUGACUGCUAUCGGUGGAACCGCUGGCCUUGCCAACCUCAACGGCGUCCUCGCUCAGGCUGCGUAA